Messenger RNA from Microsporum canis CBS 113480, 1617 nucleotides. Its product is annotated as carboxylesterase family protein. The transcript has 6 exons. NCBI's taxonomy places the organism in Eukaryota, Fungi, Ascomycota, Eurotiomycetes, Onygenales, Arthrodermataceae. The record is from RefSeq and is a predicted model, not a curated record. Bases 1 to 1617 code for a protein of 538 amino acids.
AUGUUUACCAAGCUGUUUACAGUCGGCCUGGUGGCUAUAUCCUCUCUACACGGCGCUUUUGCCUCUUCUGAACUUCCAGUUCUCAACCUUCCUUAUGGAAGAUGGAGAGCAGCCAGAUAUGACAAGGUUGCGGACGUCUAUACAUUUCGCAACAUCCGUUAUGCAGUUCCCCCCACUGGUCCCUUACGCUGGGCCAAACCAGUGAGGCCUAUGACCCCAGAGUCAGAAAUCCAGGAUGGUUCCUACGGGCCACCCUGCAUCCCUGGGCCGAAUGCGCCUGGAUCCGGAAUCCCGGGGUACGAAGAACAACAAAAGACUUCUCGUGAAGACUGCCUAUUUCUUGACGCCUACGUUCCUGGAAAAGUGUUAAGAGAUCAUGGAAGUGAUAAAUUGCCUGUUAUUGUAUGGAUUUACGGCGGAGGAUAUUCGACUGGAUCCAAAGACCAGAUAAUUGAACAAGGAAUAUAUGAUGGUACUAGCCUUGUACAUCAUGCCGCAGGAAAUGCCAUUGUCAUUACCUUCAAUUACAGAUUGAGCGUAUUUGGCUGGUUGGCUGGAACUACGAUGGAAAACGAGGGAUUACCCAAUGCUGGCCUUCAUGACCAACGUGCCGUUUUGGAAUGGGUUAGAGAUUAUAUCCAUCUCCUGGGCGGGGACCGCGAUAGAGUCAGCGCCUGGGGAGAAUCUGCUGGAGGGGGUUCGAUACUAAGCCAUCUCAUCGCAUAUGGAGGCCAAGCUGACCCUCUCUUCCAACGUGCCGUUGCCCUGAGCCCUGGCUUUGGCUUUCCCAUCGACCGCAAGGGCAUGGUUGAAGAUCAAUUCCAAAACUAUUCCUCAAGAGCGGGCUGUGCUGGGAAAGGCCUAUCUUGUUUGAGGGCAGCUAAUAUUUCUCGUUUAAUCGAGGCCAGCUAUGAUGGGUUAGGCCAGGUCGGCCCAACUCCUGAUGGGAGGGUACUUAUGCACGUAUUCUCUGUGGAGAUGGCUAGAGGAAAGUAUUGGAAACAUCUUGACUCGCUGGUUGUAUCCCAUGUUUACAAUGAAGGUGGUCUAUUUGUCGGCACAGAUAGCACUUUGGACUCCCUAGCUGAUUUUCUACAAUCGUUGUUUCCAUCAUAUGCAACCAAAGCCGUUUCAACCCUCAAGGACCACUAUCAUCUGAAUAAGCCUUCCAACGAAUCUGCAACAACUAUCGGCUCCAAGCUUGUCCGUGACGCCCUAUUCGCUUGCAACAUACGUGAUAUCGUACGGGCAUAUCCGAAGAAGGCUUAUCUCAUGCAGUAUUCUCCCCAAGCAGCUACUCAUGGCGCAGAUGUUGCCGCUCUGUGGUACUCUCCCACGGUAUACAAUGCCAGCAUCCCAUUGUUUAUCGGAUACCAGUCAUACUUGCUUAGCCACGCCAUCACCGGCAACCCAAACACCCUCCGAGACCAGGCUAUUAAUCCACCAACCAUUUCCUGGCCACGAGUUGCCGGCACUGAUACUGAGAAAUUCCAGAAUACAUUGGAUGUGGUGGACACGGGAUAUCAACUCAUCACCGAUGAGCAAGUCUUAAAGAGUUCUUGCGAUGUCUGGAAAAGAGCUCUUCUAGAUGUUACGGAACAAGGAGGCUACCUGUAG